AUGUUUCUCAGGACAUUUACCAGGAUUUUAAAAAGUAGAUCAUUUUUUACUAACAGUUCUAAAUAUUAUUGCAGUAUUCAUGACAAAUAUUUUGAAUAUUUUAGAAACAAAUCUGAAUAUAAAAAUUCAGUUAUUAAUUUAGAUAGUGAUAUACUGCAAUCAAAAAUAGCUGGUCCAGGAUGUUCCUUUAUUGUUAAAGAUCAUGAUAUUCAAACAGAAGAUCAAUUCAAGCAUCUAAUUCAACGCGAAAGUGUAAUGAAACUUUCAGCCACUGAAGUUAAGGAUGUACUUUUCUUGAUGGCUAAUAUUAAAAUAGAUACAUCUAAAUAUAAUACAGUCCUAAGAUAUUUAGAUGAGAAAUGUGCUCUUAGUGUUGAAAGAUGGCCACUUGAUCUUGCUUUUUAUGUCCUUGAUGCUUGGUUCAUAAUUUGGGGACCUAAAAUGUUUAGAAGACAUUAUUAUUCCGCUAUCACAAGUCUGUGGGGAAGAAGAAUGAAAAAAUGUUCUAAAUCCAAUUUAAUACUUAUGCUGUAUUUCAUUGGAAUGAGUAAAGAAGCUCCACCUUUUCUCAUGGAAACAAUAGAAGAAAAAAUGGAAACUUUUGCAUCAGAUUUUACAGAUGAAGAAUGGGCUGUUGCAUGUCUGAGUUUUUUUAAAACAAGCAAGCGUAUGACUUCCCAGUUGCUUCUUAAAAAAUCAUGCCAAGCAGCUAAGAAUCUUCUAUUAAAAAAUGAUCGCUUCAAUGUUAUUAGCAUUCUGAAAUGCUUCCGUAAUUCUAAAUAUUAUGAUGAUGCAUUAUGGGCAUUGUUAAAAGAAUAUACUCUGAAAGAGCAUAAUACACUUAAUUUUGUUGAAUGUACUAAUUUUCUGGCUACAUUUUCUACACAAAACAUAUAUAAUUAUGAAUUGUUUAAAUGCCUUGAGAUACAAGGAAUUAUGAAUCUGAAAACUGAAAAAGAUUCUUUGACCAAAGAAGAAUAUGAAAAUUUGAAAACUCAUCCAUCACUUCGAAGUCGUGUUAAAGAUAUGGCACGCUUUCUGUGGGCCUUAGCAAAUGUUGGACAUACAAUGGAAAAUAAAACUGUGGAUUUUUUAAUUGACAAUCUAAAGCAGAGACUUGAUGUGGGUGAAUUUGAUAAGCAAAUACACAUUUUAAUUGAUUGUUUGCAAUCUUUAUCUUUGGCUGGUUAUUAUCCCAAUAAUAUUUUAUCAUUAGUAUUAAAGAUGUCUACUUUAAGAAAAAUCAAUUAUUCAAACAGAUCUAAACCCAGAUAUCAGUUAUAUUUCUUGCAAAGAAGUACUCAGAUAGAAGCACCUGAUGUAGAAAUAGAUAUGAAAAAUCUUUUUAAUCCUAUUCCUAAGAAACUAGAAACUGAUAUCAAAGAAAGAGAAGGAUUCAGUACAUUUAUGAGUAUUUUAAACCAAACUUCAAUUAAAGAUUACAAAGUUUGUUAUCUUAUGCCUCAUAUCAUGAUUUCUGGGAUAAUAUUCAGCAUGAUACCAGAUGAAGCAAAUUCACCAAAAAAUGAUUUGGUAAAAAAUUUUAAAUUAUAUGAAAAAUGUUUUACGGAAGGGAUUUUCUUGAAUCAAAUUAAAUGUCUUUUUGGAAAAGAUAGAAAUUAUAUUUGUGUUGAAAUACUGGAUCCAACUGUAUGUAAUUAUGGAAGCAAGGAACCUACUGGUUUGAUGAAAACUAAAAUUAGACAGUUGGAAAAGCUUAAUUUUAAAGUUAUUACAUUGUCAGUUGAUGAAAUAAAUAAGUUGGGAUCAAAAAAUAUAUCAAAAGAAUUGGAAGAUAUUACUAAAUUAAUUGAACUUCUGUGAUGAAGACUAUUACAUCUAAAAUUUCAUCAGUUUAAAGAAUGUUUUGAUAUUC
Molecule: messenger RNA, 1876 nt
Organism: Argiope bruennichi
Lineage: Eukaryota; Metazoa; Arthropoda; Arachnida; Araneae; Araneidae
Exons: 1
Coding region: 1-1824 (607 amino acids)
Source: RefSeq, a predicted model, not a curated record